AUGAAAAGUAUGAUCUCUGGAAUAUCCAGCAAAAUUGUUGAAUCAAAGAAAGCAAAAAUUUUUCUUUUAGGAACGAGAUUAUUAUGGAUUAUUACAACAAUAAUAUAUAUAGUACUUUUUUAUUUUAUAACUAAUAAAUAUGUAUCAUUAAGUGAAGAUGAUAUUGAUGAAUAUAACAUUAAAGGGAAUGAAGAAGACCUUUUAAAAGAUGAUAAGAUUUUUAAUAAUUAUUAUAAAUCCUAUAAUAAAAUAAAUGCAAUUUGUGGAACGUUUCUCAUAUUAUUAUGUAUAGUUAAUAUAAUAAGUAGCUUUUAUUCCAAAUUAAAUAGAGGAUAUAUGUUAUAUUUUAAAAGGAUGAUUGGUUUUGUAAGUUUACAUUUACAAUUAUUAUUUAUUGCUAUUAUGUUUUUACAAAAUCAUGAAAAUGAAUUAUUUUUUUGUAAUAUUAAUAAAUAUAUAUAUUGGUUUGAGGAUUAUGAUAAUAAAACAGAUCUCUUUAUAAAUUCUGGAGAAAAUUUAUGUAAAGUACAUAAUUACUCAUAUAUCUUUCCAGCUUGCUUUUUAUUUCUUUCAUUAAUUGAAUUUGUAUUUUUAUAUUUUAAAAUAGAAAAACAUUUCCGUAAAAAGUUUUUAAUAUUUUAUAUUAAAAUGGGUACUGGAAUUAUGUAUUUAGCUCUUUUUUAUAUUUUCCUAAAAAGUAAAAGUUUUUAUAACAAUAUCUUGUCAGAAUACAAUAUUUUCACUUUAGAUGAUUAUAGUGACCCUAUUAAAAUAAUUAUAUUUGCUACACAAAAACAAAAGAUGUAUUAUUUUCAACUAUUAUUAGUUAGUACUGUUUCAUCUGCUAUUGUAUUUUGUUUAUUAGGAUAUUUUGAUAUAUACACAAUUAUGAAAUCUUGUCGAUUUUCUCUUUUAGUUAAUAUACCUAUAAGUGUAUUUACCAUGAUUGUAGUUUUUAGCCAAUUGCUUUUUUCAAGUUAUAUACUUGAAACAAGUGCUUUUUUUUGUGCUUACGAAGAAUUUAUUGAAAUUCAUAAACGUGAUCAAAAAGCCUCAAACAAAAUGAUUGCACCGUCAAACAUUACAGAAACGGAUUGGUUCUGUAAUUUAAAAUCUUUCGAUUAUAUUUAUUUUACAAAUAUAUCUACCUGUCUAGUAACAUUUGGUUCUGAUUUCAUAGUAUCCCUGUAUUUAGUUUUUUCAAAGAAAUAUGCCCCCAAAACUUCUUAA
Plasmodium reichenowi is the source of this 1230-nucleotide messenger RNA. Its product is annotated as putative membrane protein. NCBI's taxonomy places the organism in Eukaryota, Apicomplexa, Aconoidasida, Haemosporida, Plasmodiidae. The record is from RefSeq and is a predicted model, not a curated record. Bases 1 to 1230 code for a protein of 409 amino acids. The transcript has a single exon.